GCGACGGUUUGGAGCGCGAGCGACGCCGCCGCUGAGCUCAACUGCGCACGCGCCACUGCUCGCUCGCGCGCGUCUCCUCCAGCUGUGGGAUCUCCAUUCUCCACCGGCCGCUGUGUGAGGAGCGGACCGGACAUUUUUAUUCUAUAUCUUCUUCCUCCUGUCUGUGUGUGAGGAGCAGACCGCCCGCCAUUAUUCGCCGAGAUAGCGGCGGCCAUUACCGAACAGCAAAACAACCUUGUGUCUACGUCCUCCCCCUUCCGCGUCAAAAUGUCGGCGCAGGCCCAAAUGCGAGCCAUGCUCGACCAGCUCAUGGGGACCUCUAGGGACGGUAAGCUGGCCGUGUGUUACCUCAGAGUGUGACCGUGUGGCUUCGUGUUAGUGUGUGUGUUUAGUCCUUUCAUCAGAGCUGUGUGUGGAGAAGUAGUUAUGGUGUCUGGGACAGGUGUUACCAGUGAGAGGCUAUUGACAGUGUUUUUUUCCGGUUGUUACUAUACACACCUGCAGGUCCUGGGCAUUGGGUGAAUGCUUUUUUAAUUGAAUUAUACAUUAUUAUUUUUUUUUUAUAUGCUGAAAUUGGGAAAAAUAUCACUGUUUUUGUUUUCUUUUAAAAUCAGACCAAACCAUUGCAGAGAGAGAGUAUUUUACUAAAGCGUGACUUGAAUGGCACAUUUUAUAAACCAGCAGCUUAUUGGGUAUCCGUCGCUAACGCAACUAUAUACUUCUUUUAGUUCUUUUGAUGAGCAAUAAAGGUAGUACAUGCAUCAAAUGUAAUCUGUGAGGAAUACAAGACAAGUACGGUAUAUGUGCAAAAGGUAUCCACAUAGGAAUACAAAAUAAGCAUCAAUUUUAACAAUUCCGAAUGCUGCAUAUUGACAAUACCAACUGCUCGUACUAUUUAUUUUAUAGAUUCUUUAUUGCUACUUAGAACCUACAGAAUUACAGUUGAUAUAGCAGCAUGGUGUGUUUUUUGUUUUGUAAGACAAACCAGGACUGUGAGCCCAAAACAAGAUUAACAUUCAAAUAAAAAAACUUUAACUGUGUGUUUAGAGAGAGAUAUUAAGGUGCCUCUCUCCAAAACACCGAAUAUCUCCAAUACCAGCGAGGCACCCGUGACAUUUGAGAUAUAAACACGCAUGUGCUAAAGGGCAGUGAGUCGUAGUUAAUUCAGUCAGCCACUUCAGAGAAGCCCUGACCCAUCAUAUUUGACUUUCACUUGGCAGCGUGGUUAUUUUACCUUCAAUUUUGCAUCCCGUUUUUACCGCCUCAUAAUUCACUACUUAGUGAAUGAAAAUCUUAAGUGAAAAUCCAAGGUAAAUUUGAAGUGAAGUUCAAAUGUAAGGCCAGAAUAGCGACUUGGAAAGCAUAGUAGACUGAACAAAUUAUUCCAUUUUGGUUAUUUUGGCCUUAUAGGAACACAAUAGGCACUCAGACUACUUGAGCUCAUUGAAGUGGUCUGCAAUAAUUAUCUUUGAGGGCUAACUACACCUUGUGUGGCUGUCUACCAGGCAGCCACUAGAGCAGGGGUUCUCAACGUUAGUCCUCAGGACCCCCUACCAGUCCAGGGUCUAAGGUGUUUUUUUUCCCUUUUUCUAAACACCUGAGACACACCCAGGUAAUCCCCAAAUCUUGGACUGGUCCUGAGGACUGGGUUGAGAACCCCUGCACUAGAGGGACUUCCGGGUCAUUAGGUGACUUUUGGUUGCCUUACUGAUGCUGGACAUCCACCAUCACCCAACUCCAAUGGUUUCCUAUGGGGUAAGUCUUAAUGCAAGUGCAGCAAUUAGGGCACAUGCAUUAGGUCUCCUGCUGGCUGAUGUAGGUGAGGGAAGAACAGAGCCUGAACCAGCACCAAGGGACAUUGGGGCUGGAAACGAAUAAGGGACAGGAGGAGUUUUGCGGGGCACAACUUUGUUUUCAUGGCACUAUAGUUUCCCUUUUAAGUUUUCAUUUCACUUUAAUUUCACCCUAAUUUCUUACUUUAGUGAAUAACACUGUAUGUUUUAGUUGAAAACCAGUGCUAGAGUUGAAGAUAUGUAUAGUUGCUUAAUUUAUUCGCUUCAGAUUAAACCAAUGCGAAUGUUUUCCAAAACCUGUUCAUGGGACAAGAGUAGACCAUGUCAUGUAAAUUCAGUUAAUACCAACAGAGUCACUUUAAAAAGAAUAUUUUAUUGCACUUAUGGCAUUUCUAUUUAGAUCUGCAAGUGUGCGCAUGACUGUCUGAGUUAUCAGGGGGCAGCAGAGUUGCCCUAAACAUAGAAGGGAAGCAGUGGUAGAUAUGCAUUGGCUAACAUGAUGGAACAAUGAAUUUUCACUUCCUGGCAAGUAAAAGAUCUGCUUUAAAGAGACUCCAAGCACCAUAACCAUAGAAACACACUGUAGUGGUUAUUGUGACUGGCACCCUUCCAGUUUCUUGCCUCUCCUGGAGGCUGACCACUAACAUGGGGUCACCUUUCUCAAACUGUUCUUAAAGGUUUGAAUAAUUAUAGUGGGGAGGUGCCAGGGCUCUCCUGACACCAUAACCACUGUUGUGUGCUGUAGUGGUUUUGGUGCUUGGGGGUGUUCUUUUAAUGUAAAAAAAAAUUCAGCUGCAAGUUUAGUUUUUUAUUUAUACACUUGUUUGCUGACUUGCAGCUUUGUGUUCAUAAGCGACACCAGUAAUACUACUAAGGGCAAGUAGUGAGGUAAGGUCCUUGAAAACUAUUUGUUCAACUUCAUGUUAUCGACUGCUUUAAAGAGAAGGAACCCAUAACCAGUGUGACUUUUUGUAGUGGUUAUAGGGCUUGUAUCAGUUUCUGAAAACUUUAAAGGGACACCAUAGUCACCAGAACAACACCAGCUUAUUGUAUUUGUUCUGGUAAGAAAAAUCAUUCCCUUCAGGCAUUUUGCAAUAAACAAUGUCUUUUCAGAGAAAAUGCAAUAUUUACAUUACAGCCUAGUGAUCACUCCACUGGCCACUUCUCAGAUGGCUACUAGAGGUACUUCUUGGGGCAGUGCAACACUGAAAUUCAGUGUCUCCUCCCUCUGCAUGGAGACACUGAACUUUCCUCAUAGAGAUGCAUUGAUUCAAUGAAUCUCUGAGGAGAUGUUGAUUGGCCAGGGCUGUUUGACUCUGCCCCUGAUCUGCCUCCUUAACAGUAUCAGCCAAUCCUAUGGGGAAGCAUUGUGACUGGCUCGGAAAAACACUUAUUCUCAGAAAUACACGUUUGUGUUCCUUUAAAUUCACAGUUUUUCUAUAUAUAGAAAGUCCCUGCUCCUGGACAGCUUGGCAUGUUUAUGCUUGCAGCGUGGCUCCUGCAAGUAAAGGAGUAUGCCUUAAAAAGUCUUUAAAUCUGCACAUUAGGCUAGUGUCCACCCAUUCUUUAACUUAAUGCAUUGUACAGAUGUCUUAAAAUACAACCAGUCCAAAAUAUUAGUACUUUAAUUGGCUUUCUGAGACUAGAAAUGUACUACCCAUGAGAGAAACUGAACUUCAGCUCCCAGAAAUGUUUGCUGUGUUUCCUGAUUACCUAUAGAACGGUGUUAUUGGACAUUGUAGGUUAGUAAGGAAGGAUGAAAAGGGAGCUGUACACAUACAGUAUCAGCAAGAGGGGGGGAAUCAUUUAGAAGGGCAGUCAGAGUAGUGGAGAUAGGGUUAUGAUACAGAACACUGGGAAACAUGUCUAUUUUUGCAAAAACAAAUUACAUUUGAGUGUACACAAUGUAAUGCCUGGAGUGCACUUUUUAUCUAGCAUCUCAUAAAAUGCAAGUGACUACUGCCUAUCCUAUGACUUUGGCCUGUGUUUUGGCAUUCAUGGUUUUUUAUGUAAAGGUUUAGGUUCUUUCAUGUUGCAAACAGCUUAUAGCUAUGUAGUAGCUAAUUAGUUGUGACACAUGAGAAAAUUAGUUGGCGUUCAUAAUGAAACUUUUAAAGGAUCACUAUAGGGUCAGGAACACAAACAUGUAUUCCUGACCCUAUAGUGUUAAAACCACCAUCUAGCUCCCCUGGCCCCCUCAUGCCUCCAUAAAUAUAGUAAAAAUCUUACUGUAUUCAAGCCUGAAGCUGUAACUCUGCAUGCUGUUAGACUCAGAAAAAAACGUCUGCUGACAUAAUCAGAAGUGGUAGCCUGAUCCAAUCACAAUGCUUCCCCAUAGGAUUGGCUGAGAAUGAGAAGGAGGCAGAUAAGGGGCAGAGCCAGCAUGAUUCAAACACAGCCCUGGCCAAUCAGCAUCUCCUCAUAAAGAUGAAUUGAAUCAAUGAAUCUCUGUAAGGAAGGUUCAGUGUCUGCAUGCAGAAGGAGAUACUGAAUGUUUGGAUGCAUUUUAGGCAGCCAUGACCCAGGAAGGAUCUCUAGCAGCCAUCUGAGGAGUGGCCAGUGAAGUUAUCACUAGGCUGUAAUGUAAACACUGCAUUUUCUCUGAAAAUACAGUUUUUACAGCAAAAGGCCUGAAGGGAAUGAUUCUACUCACCAGAACAAAUUCAAUAAGCUGUAGUUGUUCUGGUGACUAGUGUCUCUUUAAAGGGACACUCCAGGCACCCAGACUACUUCUGCCCAUUGGAGUGGUCUAGGUGCCAACUCCCACUACCCUUAACCCUGCAACUGUAAAUAUUGCAGUUUUCAUAAACUGCAAUAAUUACAUUGCAGGGUUAACUCCACCUCUAAUGGCUGUCUACUAGACAGCCACUAGAGGGUACUUCCUGGUCUAUAGCACAGGUUUUCUGUACUAUAGCGUCGCUGGACGUCCUUACGCUAUGUGAGGACCUCCGGCGCCGCUAAAAUUCCCAUAGGAAAGCAUUGAAAGUAUUUUCAAUGCUUUCCUAUGGGGAGGUCUAAUGCGCGCGCGUGCAUGCACAUUAGGUCUCAUCCCGGCCCUAAACCACCGCUGAGGGUUAUCGGCGGUGGUCUCAGGUAAGUCACUGAAGGGGUGUUCACCCCUUCAGCAACAUGGGAUGGGGGGUGGGAGGGAUAGGGGACCUGCAGUGCCAGGAAAACUAUUUGUUUUCCUGGCACCGGAGUGUCCCUUUUAUCUGUUUUUGAAAGAUGAGGACAUACCUGAGAGGAAAAAAAUAUUAACUAUGACUCAGUCAUGCUGUUUUGCUAUAUUAGAGGUUUGUGUACUUUGGCUUGCAACUGACAAAAAAGUUUAAAUAUUUGAUCACGUUUGCUAGAAAAAAGUGGUUAUUAGAGAGUGCAGAGCAAUUGCUUUUCAGUGGUAAUAUAUCUUUCAUGAACUCUACUCAAGACACCUUUUAUUUGUACUGAUAAUAUGCUGUUUUAAAAUGCACAUACGUGAACUGAUCGCCUAUCAUCUCUGGUUUAACAAAAAAAUUAAGAAAGAUAAAGGAUCUCUCAUAAAAGCCCAAAGACCCAAGAUAGCAUGUAUCCCUUUUAAAUUCAUUCAAGAAAAUUGCAUUUGAGCUAUCAAAUUGAGCCACAGCGAUUCUCUCACUGGAUCAUUGUGAUUGGAAGACCCCCAGGGUCUCCCCCCAUGCUCCAAUGGCAGAUCAGUGCUGGCUUUUUUCAGUUGCCCAGCACUGAUUUCAAGCAUCUAAGCAUAAUUUAAGGAAUCUGACCACAGUGGCACAUAUAUUUUAAAAAUGCCCUGUUAAAAUGUAAUGUGUAUGUAGGUAUGCAACAAAAAAUAUAUAUUUACCACGCACUUUGACAUAAACUGGUAUAAAAAGAAUGGCAACAUAUUAAUGCACACUAUACACCAAAUGAGAUACACAGAAGUGUCCACUUUUGCAGUUGGUAGGACUUUGAGCGGUUUAACCUCUUAAGGACCAAACUUCUGAAAUAAAAGGGAAUCAUGACAUGUCACACAUGUCAUGUGUCCUUAAGGGGUUAAACAAUCAGACUACUAUUAUGACCCAAAAUUAGCCAUUUGCCCAUCAAAUAAGUCCUAAAAAUUUGAACUGUAAAAACUGAAAUGGUCAGGUCUCUUUAACAGGAUAGUGGCAAAGGCAUAUUAGUGGUAUAGUUGUUACCAGAAGAUGUAGCUGAACAAAUUAUGGGGUUUUGCACAGUGGUAGCACACAUCAGGUUUGCAACAUACAUAUUCAAAAAAUCAUUUUAUAUGUGUGCUAAAAAUCGGAGGAAAAAAAAAAACCUAACUUGUACUCCAAUAAUUAGCAGAUAUUGACCGUUAAAUGGUUACAUAAUAAGAGUCAAAUUACCCUUGGGUUAAUAGCCAAUGGUGUCUACUUUGUGUGGUAACUUUUUUUUUUUUUUCACUGUUAAAGGGACACUGUAGUCACUAUAACCACGUUGUCUCUUUGAAUUGGUUAUAGUGCCUGGAGUGCCCUGGCACUGUCCCUCCAUUCAGUGUUGCACCAUGUUUGUGCAGUAUGCCACAAAAUAAGAGUCCCUGGCCACCCACAGUCCGGCCCCUUCUGUAUGUGUAGCUAAGGCAGAGAUUACACACUUUCUUGUUGUCAUACCCAUUCAUACCGUCAGUUGGAGCUCUGACAGGUUAAAAGCAGUCAGCUGACACUCUCAGCCAAUCACAGCUGCCCAUUGAUGCUCAGGGUAAUACUUCCUUAUUAGCCAAAGCAGCACAGAGGGGAUGGACUGCCGUGGUCUCUUGUUUAGCAUUAAAACAUUACAACAUUAAAAACUGUUCAAUACUGAAAGAAAUGAUGGCACCAGGGGACUCCAUACACUAUAACCAGUUUAAUGAGAUGAAGCAGAUACGGUGCCCCUUUAAUCUUGCAAGACAAACCUCAAAUUCUAAAAUCACUCCACAUUAAAAUUAUUUUGUGACCUGUAAUUACCAAAAAUAAACUGAAAUCCUAGACUUAUGUACUCUGUAAGUCAGGACAAUCAAUUAACGUUGAAUUACUUUUCAUAAGCUGUACACACAUUAUUAUUGGCAAAACCAUGAAGAAAAAAAAUAUUUUUUUGUGUGUAAAUUUCUUCUGUAUUUUAAAUAAGAAGUUAUAAAUGUUGAUAUUUCUUUUGAGGCAUCAAAAAGAACAUUACAGAAUAAAGAUAAGCGAGUCAGACUAGAUACACGUCAUAUAUGCAAUAACAAUGCAAUAUACAAUAAACUUUAGCGUACUUCAGCCUCAUUUAAAAAAAAAAAAUUUUUAAAAAAUGGAGAAACCGAUCUGUCUAGACAGGACUAAUAGUAGUUUCUGAGCAGUAGAAAGGGCUAACUAAACAAGAUUACUACUGCGGAAAAGUAUAGCACAUGUUAAAGGGACACUGUGGGCACCCAGACCACUUCAGCUCAUUGAAGUUUUCUGGGUGCAAACUCCCAUCACCCUUAACCCUGAGCAUGUAAUUAUUGGAGCAGUGGGGUGGAGCUGAGCCAGUGCUGGAACCUGAUAAGUGAAGGGGGAGGGUCUUGACAGAGGGGGAAGCUUUAGUGCCAGACUAUAGUUUCCCUUUAAAUUAUGUCACAAUAGGGAUCAGCUCUGUCCGAAAUUAAUACACUGGUUCCAUCAUAACUGAAACUAAAACGAUAAAUCUUUGUAAAAGGCGUAAGGCAUAAGAAAAUACAACUAAAGCACUGUUAUGUGCAAAAAUGAGUAAUGUGGGUAUCCUUAAGAUAUAUGAACGAAAAAUUAGGCAGUAUGUGUGAGGGGGUCUGAAUUGCUGACACCCUUGUUGGGAGAUGCAGGAUAGAAGCUACUGGUUCGCUAGUGUUAACAACAUGGUAGAGAGGCCAGGCAGCCCCAGGCCUGCCUGGAGGCCCACAUCAUUAAGUCACAGACCUGGAUACAUAGAAGGUCCAAGUCCUUUCCAGAAGGGAUACAGCUGAGGAUCGAUGUGUUUGGAUGUCACUGUCGGCGCUUCCUCUGCCAGCAUGUCUAUGCGAUGGGGAGAAGCCCCUAGUGGCCUUCAUCCCAGACGAAUACAUGUGGAGGGUAGCAACUGCUUGUUGUCAAGUUGUUUCUUUGGGAGGUUCAUUGCUGCUCGUUUCUUGGACUCCCCUCUCUGAGUUUUAGCUGGGAACACGCUGUUCAUGCCUCUAGUUUAGCCCAGAAGAUUUGGAAGAUUGCUUUCAGUUUCUGUAGAGAUCGUUCAAAGGGGUCCAUAUGAACCUGAGGGAUUGGUGUCAGAGUGCAUCAUCAAAUUCAGGAGAUCGCCUGCCAUGUUGGGAUCAAGAUUUUAAGCCGACAUGUAAUGUAAGCGGUCAAUGGAGAUUGGGUAUGCAAGACCAGAUUGCAUAGGCCCCAAAUCAGAAGUUAAGAGCUCAGCCUUGUUGAGGUGAGUUUAUGCUAUAUCUUGACAGGCACAGCUGCAGAAACAAUGGUGGUACAGACUGCAUGCAUGUGGGGUGUGGGUAUAACCCCAGUUUGUGAGGUAAGUCUCUAGAGGGAAAGUGUCUCACUGGAUAGAUCGGCCAGUUCUUUUGCCGAGCGUCGCCAUCCAGUCUCGACGAAACCUCAGUUUCACAAAAAGUAGUCUGACUGAUCAACUCAAGGCACCUCUACCGGCCAUUGGAACCAGUGAGUCUCGGAAAGGAUGUUGGGCAGAAAAUCCGCAUAGAAUAGAGAUCGUGCUCUGAGCACUUACACAGCACAUCCAGCUGCCUUGAGGCACAGCCCCCAGAAGUUAUAUGUAUAUGUCAAAUCAAAUUAAAGCGCUUUCUGUUCUUUAACAAACAAUAUAUAAUAUGUAUGGGGCACUUGAAGAGAAACUCUUAAAUUAUGGUGGAACAAACCUAUAGCUCAAAUUCAAGGUUUGUUUUGGUUCAGAAUGGUUAGUUACCUCUGUUCUUAAAGGAACACUAUAGUCACCUAAAUUACUUUAGCUAAAUGAAGCGGUUUUAGUGUAUAGAUCAUUCCCCUGCAAUUUCACUGCUCAAUUCACUGUCAUUUAAGAGUUAAAUCACUUUCUGUUUAUGCAGCCCUAGCCACACCUCCCCUGGCUAUGAUUGACAGAGCCUGCAUGAAAAAAAAUCUGGUUUCACUUUCAAACAGAUGUAAUUUACCUUAAAUAAUUGUAUCUCAAUCUCUAAAUUGAACUUUAAUCACAUACAGGAGGCUCUUGCAGGGUCUAGCAAGCUAUUAACAUAGCAGGGGAUAAGAACAUCUUAAUUAAACAGAACUUGCAAUAAAGAAAGCCUAAAUAGGGCUCUCUUUACAGGAAGUGUUUAUGGAAGGCUGUGCAAGUCACAUGCAGGGAAGGUGUGACUAGGGUUCAUAAACAAAGGGAUUUAACUCCUAAAUGGCAGAGGAUUGAGCAGUGAGGCUGCAGGGGCAUGUUCUAUACGACAAAACUGCUUCAUUAAACUAAAGUUGUUCAGGUGACUAUAGUGUCCCUUUAAGGUUUGAGUUUGGAGGUAAUUUGAACACAGUAGAUUCUUAUGUCCCUCAGAUCACACAUUCUCACUGAGUGUUUGUUUUUUACAGGGGGGUGGAAAAAUUGUCACCCUUAUAGUGUGAGGUAUUUUAUUUAACAUCUGUUAAAGUUCUGCAGACCUUUUAUUUCUUUACAAUUGCAUUGUCAUAUUUCUAUGUAGAACACAAAGCCUACCAGAGUUGGUGAAGCUAAUCCACACUAUUUUAAAUGAAGGGACCCUGUACAUCGGGGGAUCUUCACAUUUUUAUGACUGCAGUCCCCUAAUGGUUUAUCCAGUCUGUCGCCAUAUAACCUCGACCAGACUGUCAAAAUCGGAUUGUUUAAUGUACAUGUACAUUAUCCCUACUAUUGGCAUUUUUAAUACCAGAAAAUAGCAAGAUGUAGUCAUUUGAACUUGUGUGCAAUAUUACCACACAAAGUGACUUGUGGCCAGCAAUCCAGAUUUCUCAGAAAUCUUAGUUCUCUAAUUUGGUCAUGUAACUUUUUUUAUAAUCCUGCAAAAAGAAAUGUACUUGAGUUACAUUUGGUGUGCAAAACUUUAGUAGGAUGCAUCAGGCUUAUAGAAUACCUGUGAAAAGUAUGUAAGGCAAGGAGCGACAAAUAUAUAGACCCAAACAAGUUUACGUUAAUUAAAUGCUAUUGUUCUGCAAUGGCUGGUACAAAGACCAUUCAGGCUUUUAGUUUUGGUUUGUAUUGGAUUUUAUUUCUCUCUUUCUGCUAUUGUUAGGUGUGUACACUGUACUGUGAUCUUUUGUGGUUUUUUUUUUCUUUUUCUUUUCUUUUUCAUAUAAUGGUUUGGCUUUGAUUUAAAGACCUUUUUAAACUGUGAAUUUUCCCAAUUUCAUUUAUAUCAAGGUGUUUAUUAGUUAUAUUGGAUCCAUACACUGUCAAUCUCUGCAUGAAUCAUUGUAAUCCACACGAUUUUGGAGGAGUGCUGUUUCACAGAGUGUGUGGGUGUCUGCUUUUUUCCAGUCUUUUGAUAAACUGGCAAAUUCUUUCCCUUUUUUUGUCCAUUACUGUAUUGCUGCAGGUACUUUUUUUAAAAUAAUUUAACUAUACUCCUGAUUCUGAGCAUAUAUAAAGGCACAUGUUAAUCAUAUACCCCCUGCAAUAUUAUUGUAGUGUUUUAAUGCAAAGAGGCUGUUGGUGCAGUCCCUUCAGUUUUGUCAAUCGUGCUUGAAAAUAAAGCACUUUCAUAUCUUCGUUAUCUAAACAAUGUUUAUUCAGGUAGUAGGAUUUAGCUGUGUUAACACAUACAGAUAUUUUGGCUGGAUAAUGAGAUUACAUGACACAGGAAUCUGCUACAAUUCGAUAUCACCAAAGCAAUUAACAGUUUUUUGAUGCAGUCAAGCCUUUUUUACUAUUCAUACUGGUGGUAGAGAAGGUUGGCUUUGGUUGCUGCAACCAUUUAUUUCCUUCCACAAUCUCUUGAAAAUGGCUUGGUUGAAGUAUGUGGUUGCACCUAUAGUCUCCUUGCAAAAUAACCAUCACAAUAAGGUGUGAGGGAUACGGUGAUUGGAGUGUCCCUUUUAAUUGUUACUGCCAACCAACUCUUUUCAGCAUAACAGUGCAUUCUGCAAGUCUCUGUGAAACUGUAUUCCUAAAUAUCUAAAAUAUAAGGGGUGGGAAUACUGUUGCUCAUUUAUGUUUUAUGCAUAAAGUCUGAAUAAAAAUGUUCUUAUUGAUGCUGUUGAAAAAAUGCUGGCAGAAGCUGUUUUUUAUACAAACUGAACAAUCUGGCCCCCUUGUUUUAUUUAUAAAGGUUCAAUGUAUCUAUGCCUGCCUACUGCAAUCCGCAAGGGAGUAACAGAAAGGCCCCGCAUUCGCCGAGCCGUGAGUUAUAACAAACUUUUCAGAUGUGUUAAUGAAUGUGGACAUACGCAGUUGUUUAACAAAAAAAUUAAAUAAAUUGCAGCUGCUGGCCUAAGCAGAGCCAAAUCAGUUGGGUACUGAAUGGCUCUAAACAGUGUAACUAGGGACAGGCGUACUUGCUAAACACAUCCACCAAAUAAAGAAAUCCUCUGGUAUUCCAAAGAACAUAGAAAGUUCAACCCUGGAUGCUUAGUCUUCAGAUUGGGUUUGUAUGCCUAAUCAUGGACUAGAUAUUAUCUGUAUUCCUUAAUAACCAUAUGCCUGUGUUUGUGUGUGUGUAGUAUAACAUUCCUAAAUUUUCUUUCUUUUUUAUUUUUUUACCCCAAUCUUAUUUGCAUGCCACUUCAGAGCAAAUGGAUUAGAUCCUCCCUCCUCCCCCCCCUCCCGUAAUAAAGUUGCAUGACCUUUUUAUGCUGUUUGAGAUAUAUUUAUUUGUAUUUCUAAAACUAUAUUCACCAUCUAAUGUAGGAAGUGCUUUUAAUCCUCGGACAUUAAAAAGCUUUAAAUAUUUUAUCACCUGCUUUUUCUCUUUCUUGUGCUAUAUUGUGGCAUUACCAAACCUAAUCUCUUUUUCCUGUAUCACUUUGUAAUACAGGACAAUAUAGCCUUAUUUUUCUCACAUAUGGUGGCAGUACGUAUGGGUUGUGCUUCCUAAUUGGGACAAGCUUCUGCAUGAUAGGUAAUUAAGAAAUGUCCCUCCCCUUUACCCUAUAAAGGGCUUCCCCCGGCAAACUCACCUCAGUUCUUCCUUGUCUCAGCAUGGGUCGGAUCAAGCGGCUGUUGAAGGUGAGGCACACAGGUUGCUGAUAGCCGCCCUGGUGGUAGGCUGAGCGGCAUGGCUCUAUCCGUGGAGGUUUCAGAGCCCUUUCUGUUUAAAUUUGCGCCGAGUAUGUUCCGGCUUGGUGAGUAUGGGCGCGCCGGGGGACAGCUUCAUUAUGUUGAAGGCUGUGCGUGUGCGCACAGCGGUGGAAUGCACGCCCGGGUGGUGUUGCAUUCCACCGAAGUUCCGGGUGUGCUAUUGCGCAUGCGCAAACCGGAACUUCAGGGAAACUGCCCGGUGCGGAUCGCUGUGCUAUUCCCUCUGGCAGCAGGAAGCUUGUCAGAAGGGUUCCCCGUGUCACCAACCCCCCACACGGCUCAGAGGUUUUCAAGGUAAGAUUAGCUGAUCUUUGCGUUGCAAAUCUGUUCUGAUUAAAAUUGCAAGUUAUGGAUAGAAUUGUUUUGCAGAAAUUAUACUGUAAUUGCAAAAUGGACUGUUUGUACAACUUGGAAUGCCUCUGCUAUACAAGGCUUUUGCUUAUUGUAUCUGUGCUGCUCCCCUUAAUAUGGUUCUGGGGUUUAUAAAUAUGACCAAGGUGCUGAAAUUUCUUGGGUAAAAUUAAGCAGAGAAUAUGCAAUCAUACCCAUCUUUGUUUGAAUUCUUGUAGAGAAUCAAAUAGUGUUUUAGCUGCUCUGCCUGAGAUGUUCCUCAGAGACAGAAGAGAAGCAUCCUUCAAUUGCUUCUAAUGUCUGGCAAAUGAUUACCUCUUCUUAAGACGUGUCUGGUUCAUCAUACUGUGUGGAGUUGGUUCCCACAUUAUGUACUGAGAAGGUUCAUUAGUAAUGAAUCGGUCAUGGGGCAGGAUAAAUCUGCUAAACUUUAUCUUAUCUGUUCCUCAAACCCCAUGUCCUUCUUAUAUGCAGAAAUGGGAGCACUCUGUGUAACAAGCCUUUCUUGCCCGACGUUUAAUAUGUUUACCAUCAAAUGGGUAAAUAUUGCACCCACAGGUAUACUGGGAAAUCAUAAAAUUCUGCAUAAGUAGCUGCUUUAAUAACCCUGUCGUCAAGAAGGCUGAGACCUCUUGCAGACGAUCUUUUCAGACUGCUAGUUUUCGGCAUAGGUCUUUGGCAGGUGCAGAGGUGUCCAAAACUUAUAACUUUGUUUACAAUCAUUAAUGGAAGUUAUUUAAGUCUCCUGCUGAGCUUGGAGGCGUAAUCCUGUUAUUCUUUACCAAGUGUGGAUAGCUCAGUGGGUUUAGACCUUGUUCAACCCUUGGGGGUUCACAGGUUCAUUUGCCCUGCAGGGUUUACUUCCCCUGCCAUUCAGUGGAGUCACUUAACAUACCCAGGAUGCAUUUGGGAACCAGUAUAUAUCUGAAUGUCUCUUGCCUGACUUUUAAGUAGAAUCUACUUGCAAUCACUCGUUACCUGAUCUAGUUAAAGAGGGCACUGCUUGCUCUAUUCAAAUCUGCCCAAUGCAUAAUCUUCAGAACAUCUGAUACUCUAUUUACAGAAACAGUGUUCCUGUUUGAUUCAAGGAGUUUGAGAUAUGGUUCUGUGAACCACCAAGUUCAUUGGGUUGUCAAACUCUGAUCAUUCCUUUAAACCAGUUAUGAAUUUAAAUUAUUGGUUUCUCUCCUGAGGUUCAGAAUCGACGCUUCUGUAACUCUGAUUCUGCAGAAAGAAAUUUCAUGGUGUAUAUAGAUCAGAGAUAUAGUAUCACAUAUCCUAUUGCGGCCCCUCAAGAUGUUUUCUGAAAAUACGCCAUAAGUGGAUUGAAGAGAUUUCAUUGCUCUUCUAAACACUCCCAUAAAAGCAUAUUUUAGGGAACGAGGCAUUCCCUACUUGGGAGUUUGACUACUUAUUGCUAAUCGGGACAGUUGACAUUUAAGUAUGUUCAGGUAGUUAGCAGAGUGCUACAGCAACGCGGUUGGAUACAGAGACUAUAAUGUAUUUUCUUCUUCUCCAGGAAACAGUUUUUUCCCUUUUGGAGGUUCGUGUUAACCUUAAAACGUUACCUUUGCAUCUACUGCACUCAUGAAGGAAAGGUCCAAUUCCUAAUAAAGCGAAAAAUCCUCGGUAAGAACAGGAAAUGAGAUUGCUGGGAUGUCUGACUUCUUCAAUUCCUGCAGUCAACUGAGCAAAAUUUGGAUUUGGCCACUACAGUGGAAAAUUCUCAUAUCUUGGUCAAAGUGUGGACAUCUUGGAUUUCUGUCUCCUUGGCUCUCUUAGAAAAAAGCUGAAUAUCGGCUAAACUGGUGGACAACGUCAAGUUUUUCCUGACAAGUCUGUCCUUUCAGCCUAUAGAAGGAGUAAUUUACCCCUCAGAAUGCAUCUCUCACAGGCUGGGUCACUUGUACCAAUUCUGUGUGUUAGCGUUUUUGGUCCUAAGAAAAAUAGUCCACUAAUUUCAGAGCUCUUAAGGUAGUUCUUCACUCCCCUCACCGUUUCAGACCUUGGUUGAUUUGAGGGACCUAUUACAGUGCGGUCAGACCACAACACGGUUUCCCUCAUGUCAGCAGACAGGGUGGUGCCAGAGGCAAGGUCUGUUUAAGCUAUGUACUAAAAUGGUUUACUGAGCUCAGGAUCUCUGGGAGGUGUUCUCUCCAUUCCACUCAUGAUGUGUUGACAAUGUCAUCAUCUACAACCUCAGCACAAGAAAUUGGGAUCAAGAGUAAUGGUCUAUAGAUCAGAUCAUGUUCACAGUCUAAAGAGAGAUUUGGAGUGUCUGGAUAGACCUUAUGGCAAAGAGGGAGAACAUGAAGAUUCUCAGGUUAGCCUCUCUAUACAGGACAGAUGGUUCACGUUGAAUAGUUGUGCUAUCUAUCUAAGGGUAUUUCUUCAGGCUUCCAUUUUUUUCUCCUAUAGACUGUUCCCAAGACGUCUUCAAAAAAACGGACAGAGCAGUGGUUCUGCCAGUCUUUCCAUACUGGCUAAACACAAGCUAGUUUUCGGCCUUGGUGGAGAUGGCUUUCAAGUUUGGGGAUAUUUCAAUCUCGAAAACACUUUUGGAAGACAGGAUAUCCUGCUGAAAGUGUUGAAUAGGUUCUUAAUUGCAUGGUGGGUCUCUUGAGUCUUCAUGAGUCAGAGCCCACUUGUUGAGUAUAAUCUUUUAGUCGUUCCGCCUCUAACUUUUACAUGUGGAUUUGGGUAGAGUUUCUUCAUUGUUGUAAGGAACGUCUUUGUCUUAGUUCAUUUGUCCGGUUGGUUCAAAUUUACACAUUUGCAGGAGAUUUCCACAGGUUGGGCAUUUCCACGUUAAGACCCAAUUGUAUUCCCAGAGUUCUUUCUGAGAAGGGAUUGGUCUUCGUAUAUGCUGGUUAGAAGUUUCUUUACAGCAAUGGGCUUCUUAGGCCACCCAGGAAGCUCCUGUUUCCCUCCUGGGAUCUUUCUUCAGUCUGUCAGGCCCCCUUUUACUUUGGAGGUGGUUCCUUUUAAUAUGCUAAAGCUUAAUUAGCAUUCUUAGUGGCCAUUACCUCUACCAAGAGAGUAAGUGAGCUUCAGGAUAUAUCUUCCUCAGUGGAAUUUCUUAUAUUCAAUCAGGGUGAAAGUUGUUUCAUUAUGCCACCUCCCCGCUGGAACUAGAUGGUAUAUUCUAGAGUUCAAAAAAAGGGCUUUUCAGAUGUACCUAUCAAUAUCAGAUCACCUGUUGUCAGCUUCUAGGAGAGUUUAAGGGGAAUCAAGCCUCUCAUAAUUCUAUUUCUUGUUUUUUCGUCAAUCAUAAUGGCCUAUGCUUCAGUAGUUUUUUUAUUCGCCAGCCUACUUCGUGGGCAGAGAAAGCUCUUGCUUCACCCGAAGUAACCAGUAUGGCUGCUUCUUUGUCCGCUUUUAGCACUUUAAAAAUUGUCAGGCAUUUUCAGGCAAGAUGUACUGAGUCUAAAAUUGCGCUUGGGCGUAGGUACUUCAAGCUGUUUAGGCAUAAAGCCCACCCGCUUGGGGAUCUUGCUAUAUCCGAUGCGUACCGCCACCAUAUGUCAGAAAAACCCCCCAAAGGUUUACUCCCUGUAAAUUUUUUUCUUAAAAUGGUGGCAGUACAAAUCUCACUCCCCAACCCCCCACCCCCCUCCCCCCUCUAAAUUACAAUUUUGCUUUGUGUGUGGCUUAGAUGUGUAUUCUUGCUACGACUGAGGUGGGUUUGCCUAAAUGUUCCAAUUAGGAAACACAACCCAUACGUACUGUCACCAUAUUAGGAAAAAAGAAUUUACGGUGAGUAAUUUCUGUUUUUGGGUUUUGUUUUUUUUUUGGUUUUUUUUUUAAUGCAGUUAACACCUAUUCUAAUGACUUGCGGAUAUUGUUCAGGUAGCCGUGCGUGAUUACUAAAGAAAUAUAUAGCAUGCUUUAUUUUAUUUAGUACUAUUUCUGGCUCUUCCCCUCAAUCUGCUAGUACUGCACAAAAUUCCCCAUCUUUAAAGGAUUAGUGAUAGUAGACAUGCAUUUGAAUAGUUUGUGAAAUGCAGCACUUGGUAAUAAGAGAAGAGUCCUCUUUUGUUAAUAAACCACUGGCAUCCAGUAAGAAGGUAAACACGACUAUACUGUGCAGGUUUCACUUCUACAUGUUCAUCAUUGUUGUAUCAUGUGGUAUAUUUUAAUGUACCCGUAGUGAUAUUUUCAAAAGGAAAUGGAAAUUGCAUACACCGCAAAACCAAAUCUCAGGUUGUGUGCUCGACCUUGGUUUAUUUUUAUUUUUUUUAAACUUUAUUUUUAAGCCCCACACACAAUCUGCCUCCCCACGCUGAAUAGUAAAAAUGUAUGAAUACUGCUGAUCAGAAUAACCUUGUUGUAAAGCGGUUAGUGCCUUUCAGGCAUUGGUGUUUAUUAAAUAUUUGGCAGCUUAACCGCACAAUGCAUUGCCUACUUUUUACUAAUAAGCAUGACCCUCCCAAAUUAUGUUAACUUUAAAGGCAAUUUUUUUAUGUUUUACGUGGAGUAAGACCAGUGUAUCUUAUAAUAAGGUGGAAACUGAAUUUGAUUACAUGGAAGCAAAUAUUGGUAAAAUUUGAUGGGUCUAAAGUACAUUUUCCACAUUAUUAUUGUUUUCGCCAUGCAUGGUGUUUUUUCAGAGUGCUCCCCCAAUCAUAAAAAUGAAAUUUCAGUCAGGAUGGAAUUGAGAUCAUCUUAAUAGGCUUAGCAUAGAGUGGUGCAAAUAACUGCCAUUAUCCAUGUGGAUAAUUAGCCUCUUGGAUCUUGUCCUUCUGCUUUUCAAUUACCUGCAUCAAAGGACGUAGAAAAACUAAAAUAUAGAAAACACUGUCUGGGCUCCAGCUGAUCGCAUCAUGAAAAGUUUUGGCAAUCUGCAGAUUCAUUGUUGGUAAUUUGUUGCAUACUAAGCAAAGUCUUGACUAGUGUAAGUACAUUUCAGGUUUGUAUAUAUAAUUAUUCUUCAAUGAUUUUUCAAUGUUCUGCUUUAGCAUUCAGUGUUGAGGAAACCCCUUUUGGCACAUUACAAAGCAGAUGUGUCUUAAAUCAUCAUUGUGUUUGAACAUUUUCGAAUUGUCCCAUAGUUUGUAGAAUUAACAUGCAAUGUUAUAGUUUGAAAACUUGCUUAUUUUUAUAAUAGUGAUUUUGUGAAUUUCAUAAAAGAUGGUCUAAGCUAUUGGUAUUGAGGGUAAUUUUAGUGUUUUCACAUCAUUCUCAAUUUACAUUGGACAUCAAUGUAAAUUGUGAUGACCCUUAUAAUAAAUUAAAGAUAAAGUUUCAACUUAGUGGGCUGAAAAGUGGCUCUAAUGUAUCUGUUAUGAGUACACUAAAUUAAGCUCUAGUGAAAGAUCACACUCAUCAAAUAUGCCUGCAAAAGUGCUACUAAAUGUAUAGUUUUAAAAAUAUAUAUUUAUUUAAAGGGUCAGUCUAAGAACUACAGCAACUACAGACUGCUGUAGUAGUUCUGGUGCUGUGUGUCCUCUAGCCCCAUCCCAUGGUACGGAGCUAAAUUACUUCUAAUGGUUUGACACUUAGCUGGUAUGUACCUCUUCUCUUACAUGGCUCAAGUGUCAGGGGGUUUCACAUUGUAAUGGGGGCGACUGGGACCCAGCACUCACCAUCUUCUUUUUCUGGCAGCUCUUCUCUCCCAACUCUCGCAAGCCCCUGGCCGUCAAAGUGUUGCUGUGGGUUAUCAGGACAACGCUCUGCGCAGCACUGCAGGCUCAUGAGAGUUGGAGAGAAGAACCACCGGAAACAGAGAUAGCAAGUGCUGUGUCCCAGCCGCCCCCUCUACAAUGUAAAAUCUCCUGGCAGCCUGCACAAAGCCACUGGACCACCACAGAGGGAGUGUAUUGUAAAAGGCAGAGAGGGGGGAAGAAUAGCGGCACUUACAAAUGAAUAGCAGUCGGUGCCUACCUGGAACCAUAACCACUAGAAGUGUACUGUAUUGGUUACAGUGCUCAGUGCCCCUUUAAACAUUGUUAUCCCUUACUUAUUUCAUUCUCUCUAUCCAGAGCAGAAGGCAUAAAUUUCUAUGACGAGUUGAGGUAUAGGUUAAAGGAGAGCCUUUCUAUGACAGGUUUUCCAAUUUUGUCCACAGUUACAGUUAACAGUAUGCUUUGUAGUUGCUCGAAUUAUUCCUCUAGCGAGAGUGUCACACUUUGCCAGACUAUAAGAAUGCCAUAACAGACGGAAAUGCACUGGCACUUAAGUGGCGGGAAAGGUUCAUCCUGCUCAGUAAAAUGUUCUCAAGCUCGAACAAUUGCAUAGCUCAGCAGAGAUGUGGUGUUUAUUAGUGUAACACUCUGCACCCUUCAUGAUUAAGGUAGUUUCUACGUGGGACAACAGAUGAAUAGUUGCUUAAUAACUGACAAAGCAAGAAAUAUAUAUUAUAAUUUAGGUCUAUGGUCUAUUCAUUGCUUAAGGGGACAUUAGCAGUUCAACUGAGCCUGUCAUUACAGGUUAAUUUUAAUAUAAUGCUAUUCAGAGUCUAACUUACUAAAUCAAAUCCUUUGUGGCAUGGAUAUCAUUAAGUGCAGAAUUUUUUAUUUUUUAUUUUUUUUAUUGCCUUCCUAAAAUCGCAUAUUUUGUUGGUCUGCAUAUCUUAACAGAACUUUCAAAUUAGAUUAGUUUUUUUUUUUCUUCUAUAAAUGUUGGUUAUUUUUUCCUUUGCUUAUUGCUACAAAUCUGCCGUCCCAGUAAGUGCAGAAGCAAAUUUAAGAUAUUGUGUUUAAAAUGGUAAUGUAAGUUCUCAAGUUGUACAUCCAUUCAGUGUAUGUGACUUGAUUUUUUUUUUUUAAUAGGAGCAACUUAUACUUUCUGCAGUUUCCACAAAACUAGGCAUAUUACGAAGUUAGAAUGUUAGUGAACCUCAAGGACAUUAGCCAACAUGAUCUGAUUUAAUAACAUCUUCCGCGAUCUUCUCUUACAGGUGACACAACUCGCCAACGGAUCAAGUUUAGUGAUGAUAGAGUGUGCAAAAGUCAUCUGCUCAACUGCUGUCCUCAUGAUAUUCUCUGUGGAACGGUAUGUGCUAUUUGCUAUAGUUGUUCAUGGUGGGUUCGACUGAUUAUCAUUUUUACAGAGCUGAUACAAUUACCGAUCAUUGGUCGCGUUUACAGAUUGACAAUAACUGGUACCAAUAUUUUGUACCUUUAAGGCUUUGAAAAAGUAACACGAUUUCUAGACCAUUCUGGCAUUAACUGAACAUGCUGACAGCAAUCUCAUUCAUACAUCCAUGCAGUGUGUGUAGAUGCUGAACGUCGGUGCUACAUGUUGUACAGCACCGACCCAGUAAGCAACCUUAGUGGCCGUCUGAGUGACUGCCACUGUAGGUGUCCCUAGGCAGACAUGUAAACACUGCCUUUUCUCUGGAAAAAAAAAGUGUUUACAUUAAAAAGACUACAGGAACAUACUAUACACACCAAAACCACAUUAAGCUGUAGGUGUUCUGGUGACUAUAGUGUCCUUUUAGAUCUCCUGUCAUCUAGCCUAGGAGUCACCUCUGCUACUUACAGGUCCAAGAUUAUGCUAGACAGGCUCAAUUUAAACAAGCAGCUCUUCCAAAUUCCACUUUUUUUAUUUAAAGCUUUGUGCAAGCAGGUGCUGGUAUUGUUGCUAUACAGACACUCCUUUACCGACCGGGUUCCAUUCCUACGAAAUUUCCCCAAACAUAGAUUAGAGGGAUUCCCUGCUCUUGUGCGUUCAUCUAUGUUCGGGGAAGUUUCCCCGAACAUAGACGUGUGCACCAGAGCAGGGAAUCCCCAUGACGGCUCGCACUUGCUCCUUGUCAUAAGUGCGACCCGUCGUAAAACUGGUAGGUCGCUAAAUGAGGACCACCUGUGUACUGCUAUUUUCUCUAAUUCCUCACUUUAGAGAGAGUUAAUUUGUUUCAAACUGUGGGAACAGGAUUUGAAAGAGGUGUCUGAUGGAGAAGGCUUGGGAAGAUAUGUGGCUAGUAAGGUCUCUAGCUGUCUGGGAUUGAAAGAGCAAAUCUUUGAGAUCAUCAUGAGAUGGCAUAUGACCACUAAAACUGUGUAAAAUGGAAAAAACAUUCCAGAUUUCUGCUGGAGACACUAUAGCAGAGGUCCUCAAACUCCGGCCCCCCAGAUGUUGCUGAACUACAACUCCCAUGAUUCUUUCAAUUACAUAGAUAACCAGAGAAUCAUGGGUGUUGUUCAGCAAUAUCUGGGGGGCCGGAGUUUGAGGACCCCUGCACGAUAGCCCUUAAAGGGACGUGUAAAGAUAUGUUGUGGGAUUGCCAUCAGGUUAAACCCUUCUAGGAAGUUGUCAGAGGAAUAUUAUCUUAAAGGAACACUAUAGUCACCUAAAUUACUUUAGCUAAAUGAAGCAGUUUUAGUGUAUAGAUCAUUCCCCUGCAAUUUCACUGCUCAAUUCACUGUCAUUUAGGAGUUAAAUCACUUUGUUCCUGUUUAUGCAGCCCUAGUCACACCUCCCCUGGCUAUAAUUGACAGAGCCUGCCUGAAAAAAAAACUGGUUUAACUUUUAAACAGAUGUAAUUUACCUUAAAUAAUUGUAUCUCAAUCUCUAAAUUGAACUUUAAUCACAUACAGGAGGCUCUUGCCGGGUCUAGCAAGCUAUUAACAUAGCAGGGGAUAACAAAAUCUUAAUUAAACAGAACUUGCAAUAAAGAAAGCCUAAAUAGGGCUCUCUUUACAGGAAGUGUUUAUGGAAGGCUGUGCAAGUCACAUGCAGGGAGGUGUGACUAGGGUUCAUAAACAAAGGGAUUUAACUCCUAAAUGGCAAAGGAUUGAGCAGUGAGGCUGCAUGGGCAUGUUCUAUAAACCAAACCUGCUUCUUUAAGCUAAAGUUGUUCAGGUGACUCUAGUGUCCCUUUAUUUAUUUUUUUAAUGGACUAUUCAAUAUUAGACCCAUGGGUUUCUCUCCUUUCCAAACCCAUAGAAAAUUUACCUGAACAAUUAAAAAAAUUACUUCGUAAAAUUAUGUUAACAACUUGGAGAGGCUUGCAGGCAGGGUUGCAUAAUACGCGAUUUCCUUCAAUAACUGAUGUAAAACACAGAAUAGUGAAUAUCCAAUGGAUAAAUUCAAUGUUAUGGUCGUAUCUUUAUGAUGAUGUUCUCCAAAUUUUUGGCACCAUGGAUGAAUUUUUUUAGUAUGAUCAACCUGUUCCCUUUUGGCCUGUGUUUCUGGUCCCACAGUGGGUGCAAGUUUUUUUUUAUAAAUUUCGUUUUAUUUUUUGAGAUUUUACUAUAAUAAGCUAGGUGUCUUCUUUGACUUUGCUUCUCGAAAUGUCUCAUCUAUGUGAAUUGCCUGACAUUUUUCAUUUGUUUUUUUUCUUUCUUUUUUUUAUGCUUCUUUAUGGUUUUAGGUUGCUUUACCAUUUACUAUUUGCUAGUGACUCUAAAGUGCCUAUUUUAUUAGUGAUGCAUGAAAUCUUUGGCCAAAAAUAGGCCUAUGCCGUUUCGACCGAAAACAGGUCAAAUAUAUAUAAAAAUAUAUAAUUUUUAUUUUUUUGUGUGUGUGUGUAGUGCAUAGUUUAACAGACUUCUUUGCAUUAACAAAUCAGAUGAUUAUAUGUCACAAUGAAAGAUAGUAAUGAUAACAUGAAAAGUCAAGAAUACUGCACUUGGGACAGGGGAGGGGGGGAAAGAACACUAUGGGACGGGGGGGGAGAACACUAAAAAAGAGGGAGGGGAGAGAGGGACAUUAAGCGGGGGAGGGGGGGAGAGGAACCACUAAAAGAGAAGGGGAGUUUUUCAUAUUGGAUUAAUUAAAUUCCUUAAGUCUUACAUUAAUACAAUUUUUGGUUUUUGGCCAAGGGCAUCCUGAAUUUUCAGUUUCGGACCAGAAUUUUCAGUUUGGUUCAUCCCUAAUUUUUAUUUAUUUUUUAUGGGGAUCUACUGAUUGGCUUAGCAACCUGGUCAGCAACCUAUGGCACUUGAGGUGUCUUUGCAUGGCCAUGAAGGCUGCCAGAGUCAACCGAGCUGGCCUAUCAGGAGUCCCAGUGGGAUUUCAGAUAUUUGCUGGUGCAAACAGAAUGGCAUUGCAGCACUGGAAGAAGUAAUCUGAGAUCACUUCCUCCCAGCAUCUAUGAGCGGGAAUCCGCACUGGAGGAGAGCUUCUACCCUUGACUUGUACCUGGCCAGCCCGAUCCCCUCUGGACACCAGGGAAACACUGCUAGAUAUACAUAGAGGUACAGAAUAAGCCUCCCCCUCAGACAAAUAAUACAAACCACUCACACAAUAAUACACAUCACCAUUGACAACCAGCACACACACCACCAAACACACAAUGUGACAGGUCACCUACACACACAAUUCCACAAGCAGUCCACAUUCAUAGGUAUAUACAAUACCGCAAACUGCUCAUGAAUAUUUACAAUAUAACAGCCCAGAUACACACAAAUACAACACCACAAAGCGACCGACAAGAGCAACCAAAAAAUAACAAAAGCACAAUACAGCAGCAUACACACCUCAAUUUAAAAAAAACAAAUGGGACUGGCACGCCAAGGGACAUCAAGAUCUUGUUUUGGAACAGUACGACUAAAAGGUUGCAUUCCCCGCCAUGUCACUUGCUAUGUGGAAAAAGGUGGCUGAGUAACAAAGAUAGGAAAAUGAUCUGGAUGGGAUACAAAACCUGAAUAGAUCUGUGGGGUUGUGGCAUUAAAAUGUAGAAAUAACAUUUGCUUCUAAAAUGCAAACCACUAUAUUAUUUUACAGCAUUGUUUUGUAUUUUAUAAUAUAUUUGUCAACUUCUCUGUCUUUUUAAAAUGUUAAAUGUUGCUACUUUCUGUUAAAUUUUUUUGUUUUGUUUUUUUUCUCUUAGAGAAUGGAUCUGGGGGAAUGUCUGAAAGUUCAUGACUUGGCUUUGAGAGCAGAUUAUGAGAUUGCCUCCAAAAAACAAGAUUUCUUCUUUGAGCUUGAUGUAAGUUUAAUUUCUCUUCUAAUGGUUGUACACACAGCAUGCCAAGUAUGUGUGUUAACCCCUUAAGGACUGGACUGUUUUUGCGAUGUUGUACAUUUGCGACCAGGCAUAUUUUUACACUUUUGUGGUGUUUGUGUUUGGCUGUAAUUUUCCGCUCUCUCAUUUACUGUUCCUAUACAAAUUAUAUAUUGUUUUUUUCAGGACAAAAGGGGCUUUCUUUACAUACCAUUAUUUAUAUAAUCUCAUGUAUUUUAAUUUAAAAAAAAUAAAAAAUCUGAUGAAAAAUUGAAAAAAAUACAUGUUUUUUGACUUUUACUUGAAAAAUCUUUUACUCCUCUACAAAAGCGAAUGAAAAAAACUGCUAAAUAGAUUCAAAAUUUUGUCCUGAGUUUAAAAAUACCUAGUGUUUACGAGCUUUUUGCUUUUUUUUGCAUGUUAUAGGGCUAUAGGUACAAGUAGGAUAUUGCGGUUUCAAAACAUACAUUUUUAAAAUUUAUCAAUAGUGACAUUGUAACACUAUUAUCUGUCAUAAAUCUCUGAAUAACACCCCACAUGUACAUAUUUUUUUUAAAGUAGACAACCCAGGGUAUUCAAUAUGGGGUAUGUCCAGUCUUUUUUAGUAGCCACUUAGUCGAAAACACUGGCCAAAGAAAGCAUUCAUAUUUGUUUGUGUGUGAAAAAAGUAAAAAAACUAAAUUGAACGCUAAUUUUGGCCAGUGUUUGUGACCAAGUGGUUACUAAAAAAGACUGGACAUACCCCAUUUGCAAUACCUUGGGUUGUCUUCUUUUGCAAAUGGUAUGCCAUCAUGGGGGUAAUUCUCAUUCCUGGGCUACCAUACGCUCUCAAAGGCAACGUAACCAACCUGGCCAUUUUCAAUGUAAAAAUAUUUGACCCAUAUAUUUGACCUUGUAACUUUCAAAAAUGCUAUAAAACCUGUACAUGGGGGGUACUGUUUUACUUGGGAGACAUCGCUGAACACAAAUAUUAGUGUUUAAAAACUGGAAAACGUAUCACAACAAUUAUAUCAUCAGUAAAAGUGCUGUUUGUGUGUGAAAAAUGCAAAAAAAAGUCGCAUUCAGUGACAAUAUCAUUGCUGUAAUAUGAUUUACUGUUUUGAAUCACUAAUAUUUGUGUUCAGCGAAGUCUCCCCACCCCCCAUGUACAGGUUUUAGGGUGUUGUAGAACGUUACAGGGUAAAAUACAGUGCUAGCAAAUUAAAUUCUCUGGAAUUUCGGCUUGGGUUGGCAGGCAGGUCCCUCAAAUUGCAAUCAAUAAAAUUACUGAAUUAGGUAAAAAUAUUACAUAAAUACGCAUGUAGAAUUUAAAUAUAUAUGCAUAUUUAUAUAUUUGAAGUCUACGUGUAUAUUUAUAUAAUUAUGUAAUUUUGUAUAUGGACAUGUAUAUUUCGUAUUUAUUUAUAUAUACAGAUAUAUAUACAAUGUCAUUCUAAGUGUAUUUUGAUAUAAAUAUAUAUAUUAAUUUUAAAAUACAGUUAGAAUAAAAUUUCAUAUAGAUAUAUAAUUUUUUUACAUUUUAUUAUUAUUUAAAAAAAUUGUAUUUAAUUUAAAUUACUUAUUUACAUUAUAUACAAUAUAUAGUUAUUAUAAAUAUUAUAUAUAUAUACAUGUGUAAUUUAAUUAUAAGUGUAUUUUUAUAUUAAUAUAAGUACAUAUUAAUAUAAAAAUACACUUAGUAUGACAUUAUAUAUAUAUAUAUAUAUAUAUAUAUAUAUAUAUAUAUAUAUAUAUAUAUGAUAUAUAGACAUAUAUUAUAUAGAUAUAAUAUAUGUCUAUAUCAUAUAUAUACACAUAUAAAAAAAAAUUUUCAUUUUUAUUAACACUAACUUAGGACGGUCAUCGGUCGGCAACGCAAAAAUGCCGAUGACGGUCCUGCACCGUCGUCGCUCCUUAAGGGGUUAAAGACACAACUUCUGUAAUAAAAGGGAAUCAUGACGGAAAAUUUCCGUCAUCUGUCCAUAAGGGGUUACAUUUUUUGAAUGUGUACAAGAACCUUUUUUUUGUUUUGUUAUUGAGGCAAUUGAGACACACAAUGCAUACAAAACGGAGUCAAAACAAGUGUACAUAGGUAUAGCUGAGCUUGACAUGAGCGAGAACUUGAAGGCUUCAUUAUUAAGCACCUACUUUCUUAAUUUUAUUGGGUUUUUUUGUUUUUUUUUAUCCUGAAAAAAAUUACUGAUUUAUUGUAGGAACUGAAUAUUCUGACUUGAAGACUCUUUGAUUUCCUACUGUUUAUAAACUAAAUUAAUACUAUGGACUAAUUACUAUUAUCUGAUUGGGGAGGGGCGAGUUCAGUGUCUGUGUACGUCUGGUUAUUAAGCAAUACUGGGGACUUUUGUAUGGUUGUCUGAAUUAAAUAUAAAGAAUAUGAAUUCCUAUGUUUUGUCAAAUUUCUUUAUUAUAUUUUACUUAAAAGCGGCACUGUCUUGGGACUUUCAGGUUUUGUAAAGACUCAAAGAUGACGUCGCCACUGGGGGUUUAGUAGCCUUGCGCAUGUGAGUUCAGCGUUGACCUCUAUUGAGGAUCCCAAAGGACCAGUAUCCUCUAUAAACAGAGCCAAUUCCCUGCAGUACCCACACUGCUAGUACCCAUCACCACUGACAACCAACAUACACACACCUUACAAGCUGCCUAUCACAUGCAAUACUGCAAGCAGUCCCACACAUAUCCUACCAAACACAAAAUGGGACAUGUCUGCCACAAACAAUUCCACAAGCAGCUCACAUUGAUAUGUAUAAUACACAAUACCGCAAACUACUCAUGAACAUAUACAAUAUAACAGCCCACAUACAAAUACAACACUGCAAAGCCACUGCAGCACCCAUAAAUAACACAAGCACAAUACGGCAACAUACACACCUUUAGGAUUGCCUACCCCUAGUGUUAGCUGACCGCUCUAGCCAGGCUUAGGAAAAAUAUGUAAGACAAAGGAGUUGUUAUGGUUUUAGUUAAAAAUAGAUAAAAGAAAUAGACAGUAGGAAAGAGGGCAAGAAGAGUACCAUAUAUACUCGUGUAUAAGUCGAUCUCAUGUAUAAGUCGAGUGCAGUUUUGUGACCAACAAUUGUGAAAUAUGCUAUGUCUCGUGGAUAAGUCGAGGGUAAAACUUGGGGCUAUGAAAUUCUGUGAUUUUUAUAAUUAUAUACACACUCAUACAAACACACACACUCAUACAAACACACACUCUGCAUUAUAUAUACACACACUCAUACAAACACACACUCUGCAUUAUAUACACACACUCUGUGUAUAUAAUGCAGAGUGUGUGUUUGUGUAGUGUGUGUGAACCAGGUGGGGGGAGGGCAUUUUUAUUAUUUACAUUUUUUUUUUAAUUUAAUUUUUUUUUUUGUCCCCCCUCCCUGCUUGUUAACUGGUCAGGGAGGGGGGCUAUCUUAAUCCCUGGUGGUCCAGUGGCAUGGGCUGUGAAGUGGGGGGGCCGGCAGGAAGCAUUUACUUGCCUUUCCUGCAGCUCCUGUCAGCUCCCUUCUCCUCCGUUCCGGUCAGCUCCACUGUAAGUCUUGCGGUCUGGCUGACGACCGCGGCUCUCUAAGUUGCCAUAAUACAGACAGUGACUCGAGUAUAAGUCGAGUGGGGGUUUUUAAGCACAAAAAAUAUGCUGAAAAACUAGACUUAUACUCGAGUAUAUACUGUAAGUGAUUUUGAAAACGUAAGUACAGCGUUAGUGACACCUAGAAGAAGAUUCUGUUGCAAACCUGUGGUCAUGUUCAUGAAUCUUUGCGUAGUGUUUGAUGGACACAAUGCCUUUAAAGUCCUUUUUUUUUUUUUUUUUUUAAUUUUACAUGCUGUUUCAUAGGUAUUGCACUUUUUGUCUGUGGAAUCAAAGCUAUGAUCAAAGUUUGAUUUUUGUUUCAUAUACAAAAAUAUCAGACCUGUACUUCACAUGAUCUGUGGUGAUAACUAAACUUUGUAAACAUACUGUGUGUUUUUUAUGAAAUUGUAGUCAAGGCAAAUCCAAUGUGAGCAGAUUUAUUGGCGCAGAUGAAAGCAAAAUUUCAGCCGCAACAGGGCCUUUGUCAAGCUUGACACAGGCCCUGUUGCGGAAAGAAACUUUGCUUUCAUCUGCUCCAAUAAACCUGCUCAAUUUGGAUUUACCUUGAGUGCUUGGACCAUCAUUUACUUUCUGCAAAUUACAUUGAGGAUUGGUCAACCUCAGACCCGGUUGCACCCUGGGAUCCAGAAGAGUGCGGUACCCUUUACGGUAAUUAUAUCUAUGAAAUUGAAGUGGCAUAAAUGUUUCAACCUUAUGGUUUUAGUUGUACUUAGGGGGUAUUCAUACUGUACGUUUCUCUGGGCGUGUUCAUAAUUUAUAGUUAUGUGUGUAGUACUUAAUAUAAGAAAACAACUUGCAUGCAAGCUAUAUUAAUACAGGCCCUGUGUAGUCCUGUUUUUUGGGGGGUUUUAUUUAUGAAAAUCUUUUGUUGUAGCGUGAUUCAAAUGAGCCUUGUAUUCCAAAAACCUUUUUCCUUUUGCCUCUCCUAUCCUGCAAAUUUAUUGUAUAAUCUCGAUUGCAGUAGUCAAACAUUUUUAUUCAAAAUGUCCUUUCAAAUGACUUCCCAGUGAUUUUUCACCUUUUCUUCCUGUGUCUUUAGUCACUAAAUUAAAAUAUCUGUUUUUAAUACCGUUUAAAUUGCUGAAUGAUGUGUUCCUUAUAAUUUUUUCUUAAAGACUGACAACAUGAAGUAAAUAAUUACAUAUGAUUACAGGCAAUGGAUCACCUGCAAUCUUUUAUUUCGGAUUGCGACAGGCGAACAGAUAUUGCUAAGAAGAGACUUGCUGAUACUCAAGAAGAGAUCAGUGCAGAAGUUGCUGCCAAAGUAAGCAAUAUAAAAGUUCUAUAUAUAUAUAUAUUGUGUACUUUAUUAUUUAUUUAAUAUAUAUAUAUAUUUGACUAGAGUAUAAACCUGGGGUGGGAAAUGCAGCAGCUACUGGUAAAUUUUUAAAUAAAAUUAGAUCCCAAUAAAAUAAUGAAUGCAGUGUGUAGUUAAUGAAUGCAGAAUGUGUGUGUGUGUAUAAUCAAUGCGGUGUGUUUGUGUAGUGUGUGUGUGUGUGUAAACUGGGUGGUGGGAGGGCUUUGUUUUUUGUUUUGUUUGUUUUUUGUCCCGCGCCUCCCUGCUUGUUACCUGGCCGGGAGGAGGGGGGGGCGGCCUAUGUCAUUCCCUAGUGGUCCAGUGGUAUGGGCUGAGCAGUGGGGGGGGGCGGCAGCAAGCUGUUACUUACCUUCCCAGCAGCUCCCUUCAUCUGCCAGUGUAAAUCUCGCGGUCUGCGUGCCGUGCAGAUAAUCCGUGGCAGCGCUCUGACUGCCACAAGAUUUACCCAGGGAGAUGAAGGGAGCUGCUGCCCCCCCCAGUAUGUACGUUAUAUAUAAUCUGCCCCCACCUCCUAUCACCACCGAUCCAGUACCAGCACUUUAUUUAGCAUACUGCAAUACAAAAAUAAAGUGGCUUGAUCCUCAUUUUCCUUCAGAGCACUGCAAUUAUGGAAUAACCUCAGGGUCACAGUCAAAUCUUCAUUCAAUCUAAAAUCUUUAAGAGAUCUAUGGCAAUAUACCUCAAUACAGAAUGCACCUGUCAUGAUUGAAUAUGUUUUAUCAUCAAUUAUGUGUUAAAUUUAUGUGUGUGUGUUUGUGUAUAAAUAGCAGAGGCUAUGAAAUAGUUAUUUUAAUUAUAAUAAAUUUACUACUCCGACCUAGAUGGUACAGAGACCUCAUUAACCCUUCAUUGCAAAGGAUGUUCUCUACACUGAUCUUAACAUUACCUCAAUUUUUGGUGAUUCAGGGGGACUAGGAGAGACCUCUGGUCUCUUAUGUUUCACUUAUUAUAUGUAUAACUAUAUGUAUAGACAGCAUAUUCUGUGACCUAAUAAUCUGUCAGAUAUCUGAACUACUUGUGGAAUUCCUAGUUGCUAAAUUGGCAGGAGUUUUAGGACUUUCUUUGUAUUUUGUAAGUUUGUAUUCUAGCAUGCUAGCUGAAAUAAUGUUGAAGCCUUUCUGUAGAAUUAGAAAAAAGAAAGGAAAAAAAAAAAAACUUUUACACAUGAACUUAUCCUCUCUGGCUGUUAGCUAUAAGGAAUACUUCCCACCGGUAUCAGUUUUGUAUAUAUGUUACAUUCACCGCCAACACGCAAAGUGUACUACUGACUGUUCUGUGCGAAGCAUCAUAUUUGCCAAUCUUAUUGGAUGCUGCACAUGCUCAGUUUGUCUUAAAUGCUGCUCUGAGAAGGAUUUGAUGAUGCUCAGCACUAGCAGGGAAGUAGUACAGAAGUGAUGGAUUGUUAAUCGGGGCACAUUUUUAUAGGAUAGGAAGGCAUUAAAAAAAAAAAUUACUAGCAUUGACUAUACCUGUAAGAUUGCAUAGAACAUAUAAAAGUUCUAAAUUAGAUAUUUAAUCUGUUAGAAAGGAAAACUACAUUAAUACCAGUUAACAUAUGGGGAGUGUGGGAUGGCAAUUUGGAAGGAUUUCCACAGGAGUUUCUUCAUAUACAAAAAUAUCAGACCUGUACUUCACAUGAUCUGUGGUGAUAACUAAACUUUGUAAGAUAGUAGUCCUUUUGAUUAAGGGCAAAUUAGAUAAAAUCCAUUGCAGGUCGAUUUGCAACCAAAAUUAUAUUUUAUUUAUUUUAAUAAAUAAAUGUUUCUUUGCUUAGGCAGAAAGAGUGCAUGAAUUAAACGAAGAGAUUGGAAAAUUAUUGGCUAAAGCAGAACAAUUGGGAGCAGAGGGAAACGUUGAAGAAUCUCAAACUGUUAUGGAUGAAGUUGAAAAGACUAGAAUUCAAAAAAGAGAAGCUGAGGUUUGUUAUCCUAUACUAAAUUAAUUUCCUGCAUUAUAUUAUAUUCAUUGAUAUAUGUAACAACAUUUUCAUAAUUCUUUUAGUGUAAUUUGGUAUGAGAAUAUCUAUAGAUUUUACUUAAAAGGGACACUCUAAGCAGCAAAACAACAAUAGCUUAAUUGUUGUAUAGACCAUGUCCCUGCAUUAUAACUGCUCAAUUCUCUGCCAUUUAGGAGUUAAAUAUUUUUGUUAUGCAUUAAUUGAAACACCUCCCUUGCAUGUGACCUGCACAUUUCCUUUAUUGCUCAGUCUGUUUAAUUUAGAAUGUAUCUCCUGCUCAGUUAAUAGCUUGUGAGAACCUGCAGGAACUUCCUGUGUCUGAUUUAUAGUUCAAUUAGCAGAACAGUAGAUAAUAGCUUAAACGGAAACUAUAGUGCCAGGAAAACUCGUUUACAUGGCACUAUAGCUCCCCCCUGUGGUGCAGAAGGGGUUAAAAAUCUCUUCUUUCAUUUACCUGUGCUCCGCUCCACCCAUGCUCCUCCCCCGCCGACGGGGAAGACUUAAUGUGCAUGCACAUUAAUGGCCGCACUCGCAUUAGGCUUUCACCAUAAGAAAGCGUUAUUAAAUGCUUUCCUAUGGGGAUGUCCAGUGUCAUUUAGGCGACUAAAAGUCGCCUUUGAGCCUGAAAGUUCCUCUAGGGGCUGUCUGGUAGACAGCCACUAGAGGAGUUGCUAACCCUAGCAGGUAAUUAUUGCUGUUUAUAAAACCUACAAUAAAUACAUGCUCAAGGUUAAGGGUAAUGGGAGUUUGCACCCAGACCACUUCAAUGAGCUGAAGUGGUAUGGGUGCCUACAGUGUUCCUUUAAAAUAAGCACACUGUGCAGGCUAUGUAAUUGAAAAUGAAACAAUGUAUUUUCUUGUAAAUUGUGUCACAUGCAGGGUUGGUAUGGCUAUGGCUGCAGAAACAAGUGAUUUAACUCCCUAAUAGAGAAUUGAACAGGACUGCAAAUAUGAGUUCUAUACACUAAAACUUUAUUAAGUUGUUUAGAGAAUCCCUUUUAAACAUGAUUUAAUUUAAAAAGAUUGCUUUGCGAUAAAAUGGCUUUUAAGCAACUAGAUGUGAUAUUCUGUGCCCUUAUUUAUGCAAUUUCCCUCCUUGUAGGAAAUCUACCGCAAUUCUAUGCCAGCCUCAAGCUUUCAGCAGCAAAAGCUGCGAGUAUGUGAAGUUUGUUCGGCUUACCUGGGACUACAUGAUAAUGACAGAAGGUUGGCUGACCACUUUGGGGGCAAGUUGCAUUUGGGCUUCAUUGAAAUACGUGAGAAAUUAGAUGUAUUAAAGGUAAGGAUCUUCAAUUUGAUACUGAAAAUCUGUGCAGUUGUUUCCAUUGCAUGUGAUAAAUGAAAUCAUUCAGCAAUGGAUUUUAUUGUAUUGAUGAAAAUCAAGGGAAAUUGUAAUACUUACAAUGUCUUUGCAUUAUUAAAGAGCUAAAUACUUUGCAUUAGUUUGUAUGUACUGAAUUUGCCUUUCUUCAUAGAGACAAUCCAGUCAACAUACCCACUUCAUGUAAUUGAAGUUGUUGUGGUGAUUGGAAUUCCUGGUCAGCUGCAACCUGGCUCUUCUGCUGCAAUGGCUAAAACUUCUGCAUUGACUCGAGCUGUGAUGGGCAGCAUUGAUAGAUUGUGAAAAACUGAGCACAGUCAGCUGAUGCACUCAUAUAACUCAUCUUUGGUAUGAAUUGGUAUGACUAAGGCAGAGUGCAACUCUAAUCUAGCCAUACCCUCCAGUGGCAUCAAGGCUGGAAGUGCCUGGGGACAUUCAAAAAAUGGUUUACCGCUUAACCAAGAGUCAUUGCCAGGGGACUUCAGGCACCAUAAGUACUUUAAUAACAUGAUGUGGUUAUGGUGACUAGAGUGUGUCUCUGUAGCAUACAAAAUAACCGAUGAAGGGAAAAGAGCAAAUCAAAACACAAUAUUUCAUUACAUGAAAAACAUUUAUUUGAAAUUAAAUUUGCACGUGAAACUUUUGUUAAUAAACCAGUUCUAAUUUCAUUAAACAAGUGACUGUCCUUCCGCAAAAUGACAAAACAUUAUAUUCUCUUUUAUUGUUAGAGGCUUGUGGCAGAAAAAAAGGAGAGGAGAAAUCAAGACAGACUGAAACGUAGGGAGGAAAGGGACAGAGAGGAGCGAGACAAACUGAAAAAGAGGUAAGUUACUGUCCUCUAGUGUGAUAAUGUAGGGUACAACUCUACAAAAUAAUUUAAAAUUAUCAAGGUCAUGUGUGAGAACAGCUGGGGGGCGGGGUCCCUCUUUCUGCAUCAUUUGCUCUUAGUCUUCUAAUGAAAUACAUAUAAUUAGAGUUUCUAUUUAAGUAUAUUUACUUUAAUAUCUUAUAUUUAUUACAUCAUUGCAUGGUCUGUUUAGUUACUAUUUCAUUCAACUGCUGCUAAAUAUUUGUAUUGAUCAUUCCACAAAUAAGCUAAUCAGAUCAAUUAUGAACUAAAAUUGGGGAAUUUCAAAUUCUAGUCCAAAAUAUUGGAAUUUGCUAAAUUAUGCUACUUCUGGUUUCUCAGUUGAUCUCUCUGGAUUAUUUUUUAAAUCACCUAAAAUUCAAGGUUUAUUGAAUAACCCUGAUUUGUAACUUAAGAUGUCAGUGUUACUUUUACUCUUUUAAUUAUAAUUACUUAAUUUCACUAAAGAGUAGUAAUUUGCAUACAUAAUUUUUUAAAUGUUGUGCUUCUUUACAAAUCUAGAACCAGGUACGUUGUCAGACUGUACUGAAACAGUAUGACUACUUACUGUGGGACAGUGCCAAGGCACUCCUGGUGCCUCAGGUGUUCCUGUAAAGUAGUAACUUACUACGCUAAUCUACAUUGUGUUGUUUUUUGGAUGUGCACAUUUCAUGCUUCCAAGUGCCAUUUUGUACAUAACAGCAGUAUUUGAAUAAAUUAACUACGAUUUCCUUUUUGUCACUUAGGUCAAGAUCCAGAGAACGCCGCAAACGCCAAUCUCGUUCUUCUUCUCGAGAUCGUAAAAGAAAAACAAGGUCUAGAUCUCGUGAAACACAUCACAGACCCAAGUCUCACUCAGGUAGCCGUAGCCGCAGUCGCAGUCACCACAGGAGUCGAGAUAGGAGCAGGGACCGUAGUUCCAAAGCAAAGUACGUUUAUUUUUAUUUUUUAUUACUGGUGGAGGGGUGCUUUGUUUUUAAUUUGGUGAAUAAUUUUGACUAUGGGGAAAAAAAAAAUCUGCAUGAACGGAGCAUACACUAACAUAAGGCCCUCGGAAGCAUUGAAUUAAUGCUUUCCAAUGGGAAUUUCACUGACUCUGGAUGUCCUCAUUGCAUAGCGUGAGGACAUCCAGGUCACACCCUUGGCCUCUCUGCUCACCCAUACUAGGACAAAAUCCUACUCAAAGCACACUGACCAGCAAGUGGUCCUUCAUACAGAAUUAUUCAUCUUGCUCCUGAGAAUCAACCUACCAAGUGUUCAGGUGUACCCAAGACCAGGGACUUCGUCUGGAUAUGGCUUCUGUGAGGCUUCAUCUAUGUUUUUGAAAGCAAGAAAAGAAAGUUAAUGUAUUUUUCUUUUUACAAUAUCAACCAGUAAAGUGAAAAAUGUUUUCAGCAAUGCCAUGUGUCUUAAAUAAUGUAAGGCUCUUAAGGGUUAAACACACAGCAGCUAUUAGCAGUGCACAAUAUGUUACAAUGAAUGUUGUGUUAAAGUCAUUUUCCUUGUCACAUCCACUCCAAAAUAUGAAAUAGGUCAGGCUUGUGGAAUUUGUCUUAAUAUACAAAAUAUCUAUCCAGAUAAGCUCUUGUUUUGCCGUGACCAAUUUGAAAUAUUGGAGAGGGUGGCAAAAGUUCAAACGAAAGCAUUUAAAAAAAAAAAAAAAAAGCGGAGCAGAUUCUGUUUUACUCAGCUCUGCCAAUAUCUCAAGCUAAUCUACCAAUAGGGCUGCCAUACACGAGAGGUCGCCCGGGGCAGUCUUCAAGUACCAGUACAUGCCUUUCAUUUUCAAAUCCAGGCUGAAACGAGGGAGGGAGGAAGCGGCCCGCGGUCUACCAUCUCCCUUCACACGUUGAACAGACUGUGCUGCUGGGGCCUCCCGCGCCCUUUACCACACCGAAGACUGAGUACACUGACCGCUCCUUGCCGGAUCAGCUCUCCUCAAUGGGUAGGUGCUCUCAGAAACUCCAACCAUGCAACGCACAUGAAGCACAAGAUAUAGGGGUCCCAAUUCCAGCGACCGGCCCAGCACAAUCUGGUGACUCAGGAGGGCCAUGAGACCUCAGUUAAUCCUCAGCACCCCAUGCCAACCACAACUCAGCCAACACCACAGACUCCUGAGCAGCCAGCCCCAAUCAUUCCGGACUUGACUCUGGCCACGAAGCAGGAUAUUAAAGACCUCCUGGCUGACUUUCGACAGACGCUAACAGCAGACAUUGCUGUAAUUCAAGCUUAGAUGCAGGCGGCCACUGACAAGGUCCGCGCCACAGAGGAGGACAUCCUCAAUGCAAGAGAAGAUCUACUGAACAUGAGAGAAUCCCUUAACUCCGUGCAAAAGUCGCAACAAGCACAAUCGGUGCCCUGGAUGACCGCUCCCGUCGCAACAAUUUAAAAACAUGCAGGACUACACCUCCCAUGGUGCUUUGCCAGCAUUAUGGAUGUAAGAGCAUUAUGGGGGAUGCAGUCCACAACAUCUGGAGUGCCGAAGGUUGCCUACCCCUGCUUUAGACAUUAACUACGAAAGAACUGUCACAUUACUUGAGACGCAUGGGUGCCUCGCUCUUGCCACCGACACAGGCCAAAAAGUUAAUGACUGAUGGGGUAUUCCGCCUACCAAAAUCCCAUAGAGCUCCUACAUCAACCGUGAGCAAUGUGCUAAACCGUUGCUCCUUCGCACAAGACGAGAAAUCUUUACCAACAGCCCUGGGAACGAAGACGCCCUAUCUGUUUGAGGUCACGGAACUAACAUUCUGCCAAGACUUCUCGAGGUCCACCCUGCAGUGGAGACGAUCGCUCUUCUCCAUCACAAGUCAGCUGAGAACAGCCAGAAUCCCAUACCGUUGGGCAACUCCAAGACCCAAUGUGGCGGAACAUAAUGGAACUGUACGUAACCCAUCUUCUACUGAGAACGCACUAGCCCUGUUUAGGGCACUGGGACUUCCUGUACCGGAAAGGGAAGCAGGAGGCCAAAAUGGUACUCUCCAUUGGGAUCCAACCACUGUGAUCCCCUUCGUCCCACAUUUACAACAGACUGAGAAUGGGGACCUAACUAGGCAAGCUAAUACUACUUUGAGUAGCCACAGGCUGCAUCAUCUGUUUAUUGUUUAAGAUAAAUCCCCACCCCCUUGGUUAGGGGUAACAGAAAUGAGUCCGUACAUCCUCUUAUAGCCUGGGCUUUAUUAGGGCCACUGCACUUAGCCAAACCAGAUCAAACUCCGCUACAGGCUCGCUAAUUUUUUGCCACUACUAUACAGCAUAAUUUACAUAAUCUCCAAACCUCAUCCCUCAUAUAGCAAGGCCCUUCCCUGCUGACAUACAGAUGACCCAAGCAUACCACAAGCUGCAGGCACAAGCCCACCUCCUAUGUCUCACUCCUGGUAGCCGCACAGACCACCUCAUUCUGGCAAGUUAAAACCCGCCAGGUUAUAUCCCCACAUGUCUAACCUACAAUAAAUACUGUAAAAUGAUAUGUUAAGAUGAUUGUUUUGCUUAUUUUUCAAAAAGUAAAAGGCUACUAAUCCCCGUCCCGCGAAAGGGUUAAACUUUUUCAGUCGUUUAAAUUUCUGCAGUGUUUUUUUAGCUUUUCCCCUUACUCAUUUACUGUACCCACACACAUUAUAUACCAUUUUUCCUCGAUCUAAAAUGGUCUUUCUAAAGAUACCAUUAUUUUCAUCAUAUCAUAAUUUAAAAAGAAAAUUAUAAAAAAACACCUUUUCUAACCCCCCAAAAUCAGUUGCGCAUCUGCAACCGCCCCAAAACACCCGUGCUAAAUAGUUUCUAAAUUAUGUCCUGAGUUUAGAAAUACCCAGUGUUAACAUGUUCUUAGCUUUUUUUUGGAAAGUUAUAGGGCAAUAAGUACAAGUAGCACUUUGCUAUUUCCAAACUAUUUGUUUUUCUAAAUUAACGCAAGUUACAUUGUAACACUGAUAUCUGUCAGGAAUUCCUAAUUAACCCUUCACAUGUAUAUAUAUUUUUAAAAGACAACCUAAGGUAUUAAACUUGGCGGAUUUUGAAUCUUUUCAUGCAACCAUUUUACCACCAAUCUAUGCCAAAUUUAGAAAUAAAAAUAAUUUGUGAUUUGACACACACAGCAAUUUAAGAAUACAUGUACUGAGAACUUUAACCCCUUAAGGACUGGACUGUUUUUGCGAUGUUGUACAUUUGCGACCAGGCAUAUUUUUACACUUUUGUGGUGUUUGUGUUUGGCUGUAAUUUUCCGCUCUCUCAUUUACUGUUCCCAUACAAAUUAUAUAUUGUUUUUUUCAGGACAAAAGGGGCUUUCUUUACAUACCAUUAUUUAUAUAAUCUCAUGUAUUUUAAUUUAAAAAAAAUACAAAAAUCUGAUGAAAAAUUGAAAAAAAUACAUGUUUUUUGACUUUUACUUGAAAAAUCUUUUACUCAUCUACAAAAGCGAAUGAAAAAAACUGCUAAAUAGAUUCAAAAUUUUGUCCUGAGUUUAAAAAUACCUAGUGUUUAUGAGCUUUUUUGCUUUUUUUGCAUGUUAUAGGGCUAUAGGUACAAGUAGGAUAUUGCGGUUUCAAAACAUACAUUUUUAAAAUUUAUCAAUAGUGACAUUGUAACACUAUUAUCUGUCAUAAAUCUCUGAAUAACACCCCACAUGUACAUAUUUUUUUAAAGUAGACAACCCAGGGUAUUCAAUAUGGGGUAUGUCCAGUCUUUUUUAGUAGCCACUUAGUCGAAAACACUGGCCAAAGUAAGCAUUCAUAUUUGUUUGUGUGUGAAAAAGUAAAAAAACUAAAUUGAACGCUAAUUUUGGCCAGUGUUUGUGACCAAGUGGUUACUAAAAAAGACUGGACAUACCCCAUUUGCAAUACCUUGGGUUGUCUUCUUUUGCAAAUGGUAUGCCAUCAUGGGGGUAAUUCUCAUUCCUGGGCUACCAUACGCUCUCAAAGGCAACGUAACCAACCUGGCCAUUUUCAAUGUAAAAAUAUUUGACCCAUAUAUUUGACCUUGUAACUUUCAAAAAUGCUAUAAAACCUGUACAUGGGGGGUACUGUUUUACUCGGGAGACAUCGCUGAACACAAAUAUUAGUGUUUAAAAACUGGAAAACGUAUCACAACAAUUAUAUCAUCAGUAAAAGUGCUGUUUGUGUGUGAAAAAUGCAAAAAAAGUAACUUUCACUGACAAUAUCAUCACUGUGAUAUGUUUUACUGUUUUGAAUCACUAAUAUUUGUGUUCAGCGAAGUCUCCCGAGUAAAACAGUACCCCCCAUGUACAGGUUUUAGGGUGUCGUAGAACGUUACAGGGUAAAAUUACAGUGCUAGCAAAUUAAAUUCUCUGGAAUUUCGGCCUGGGUUGGCAGGCAGGUCCCUCAAAUUGCAAUCAAUAAAAUUACUGAAUUAUGCAAAAAUAUUACAUAAAUACGCACGUAGAAUUUAAAUAUAUAUGCAUAUUUAUAUAUUUGAAGUCUACGUGUAUAUUUAUAUAAUUAUUUAUGUAAUUUUGUAUAUGGACGUAUGUAUAUUUCUUAUUAUUUUUAUUUAUUUUUAUAUACAUAGAUAUAUAUACAAAUUCAUUCUAAGUGUAUUUUGAUAUAAAUAUAUAUAUAUUAAUUUUAAAAUACAGUUAGAAUAAAAUUUCAUAUAGAUAUAUAAUUUUUUUUUAAAUUUUUAUUAUUAUUUAAAAAAAAUUUAUUUAAUUUAAAUUACUUAUUAUUUAUAUUUUAUAAUAAUAUAUAUAUACAAUAUAUAUAGUUAUUAUAUAUAUUAUAUAUAUACGUGUGUAAUUUAAUUAUAAGUGUAUUUUUAUAUUAAUAUAAGUACAUAUUAAUAUAAAAAUACACUUAGUAUGGCAUUAUAUAUAUGAUAUAUAGACAUAUAUUAUAUAGAUAUAAUAUAUGUCUAUAUAUCAUAUAUACACCUAUAUAAUUAUUAUUUUUUUUUAUUAACAUUAACUUUAAUUUAUUUUUUGAUUUUACACUAGCAGGGAGACUGCCUGUCAGCACAGGCAGUCCCCCUGCAGGCAGCACUAUGGACACCUAUUGUGACCAUGUGAUCGCUGUGUUAAGCGAUCACAUGGCCACAGGGGUCCUAAUCUGCCGUGGGGAGACUGUCUGGGCUGCAGGCAGUCUCUCCACAACCGGAGCCACGCUGAUCGCCGCCGGGGGAACGACGGCGAUCAGGUAAGUAACUCUGACCGUUAGGACGGUUCAGGACCGUCAUCGGUCCUCAAGGCAAAAAUGCCGAUGACGGUCCUGAACCGUCCUCGGUCCUUAAGGGGUUAAGGGUUACUGCCAAAGAACAACCCAAUAUGUGUUCAGCAACAUCUCCUGAGUACAGUGAUACCACCCAUGAAUAGGUGUGUUGGGUUCUCUGGGGGCUAAAAGACCUUAUUUGGAGGGUGCACACUCCAGUUUUCCAAAUUCACAGCUGGUCAUCAUGCGCACAUGUCCUAUUUGGGACAUUUUUGAAGCUGGCCAAUGUAAUUUACCCCCAUCAAGCCAUUUUUUUUAUUUUUAAAGUAGACAACCCACAGUAUUCAAAAUGGGGUAUGUCCACUCUUUUAUUUAGUAGCCACUUACUCACAAAUCCUGGCCAAAAUUAGUUUAUAUUUAGAUUUUUUUUUGCAUUUUUUUUUUUUUUUUACACAAACUGCCAUUUCACUGAUAUCAGUAUAAUACAUUUUACUGCGCUAAAACCCUCAUAUUUCUGUACAGUAAAGUUUUACGAGUACAACAGUACCACUCAAGUAUAGGUUUUAUGGUAAUUUGGAAAGUUACAGGGUCAAACAUAAGAUUUGCCAAUUAAGUUUUUUGUAAACGGCUGUUUGCCAGAGAGACAGACACACACACACACACACACACCCACCCACAACUUUGUAAAUAGGUAUCAACACUCUCGGAUUUUAAAAUUUCCAAAAUUUAUUUAGUUCAAAGUUAAAAAACAUAAUGUAUUUUGAUCCUGAUGAAAGUCCUCUAUGUAGGACUGAAACGGUGAUCUUUUUUUUAAUUUUGGACUUUUAAAAUCCGAGAGUGCUGAUACCUAUUUACAAAGAUGGAUACUACUAGCCAUGGUUUGCUAGCACCCGGUCAUUAAAGGACCACUCUAGGCACCCAGACCACUUCAGCUUAAUGAGUGGUCUGGGUGCCAGGUCCAGCUAGGGUUAACCCAUUUUUUUUAUAAACAUAGCAGUUUCAGAGAAACUGCUAUAUGUUUAUAAAUGGGUAACUCCAGCCCUCAAAUGGGGGCACCUUCAGGGCACUAUAGUCGUCCUUUAAGGGACUUUAAACGUGAGUGCAAGAGCUUUUUCUUUAUAUAUAUAUAUGCAUUAUAUGUAUAUUUUAAAAUUAUUUAAUAUUUUAUAAUAUGUUAUACAUAUUUUGUUUUACAUUUUAGGUUCCUGGGGUACUGCAUGAUUGCUUUAAGUCACCCUGCUGGCAGCUCCAUAGACUUCCAUUGCGGCUGUGUGAUCAUCGUGAUCACAUGGCCCCGGAGGGGACGGAGCUGCAGCAGGGGGACUGCUGGGAUAUCGGGCAGUCCCCCUGGGCCAGUAUCGCCAGUCCAGGUGAGUUCUCGGGUUAUUGUAGCCACGGACGUGCAGGGUACGUCGGUGGUAAUUAACUGCUGUUUUGGUUUUUUGCCGGACGUACCCUGCACGUCCGAUGUCAGGAAAGGGUUAAUGAGAUUGUGCUUUGAUUCUGUGAGAGGCCAUUUUUGGGAGAAGAUGAGGCCUAGGAUACAAAUUAUUUAAUUGUUUAAACUAAACUAUAAAUAAUCUUGAAAUAGGCAUUGAAAGCCAUGUUUCAGUGUUUGUAGAUGACACAAAACUGUGUAAAGUAAUAAAAUGCGAGCAGGAUAUUGCUUUGCUGCAGAGGGAUUUGGAUAGAUUGGGUGACUGGGCACUUAAAUGGCAGAUGAAAUUUAACAUAGAGAAAUGCAAAGGUAUGAACUUCGGGGUCAAGGUAUGCACUUCGGGGUAGUGAAUUAGGGAUAACCACACACGAGAAGGAUUUGGGAAUUGUUAUAGACAACAAAUUAAGCAGCAGUAUGCAAUGUCAAUCUGCAGUUGCUAAGGCCAGUAAGGUUUUGUCAUGUAUAAAUAGAGGCAUAAAUUCUCGGGAUGAAAACACCUUGAAUAUGCUGUGCAAUUUUGGGCACCUGUUCUAAAGAAGGAUAUCAUGGCACUAGAAAAAGUGCAUAGACGAGCUACAAAAUUGAUAAAAGGAAUGGAGCAUUUUAGUUACGAAGAAAGGUUAAAAAAUGUAAAUCUCUUUAGUUUGGGAAAAACGGCGCCUCAGAGGGGAUAUGAUAACAUUAUACAAAUAUAUUCCGGACCAGUACAAACCAUUAUAUGGAAAUCUUUUCAGAAACAAAGCUAUACAUAGGACACAAGGUCACACAUUUAGGCUGGUACAAAGGAGAUUUCAUCGAAGGCAAAGUUACAGUAAGAGCAAUAAGGAUAUGGUAUUCUCUGCCUGAAUAGGUGGUUUUAUCAGAGUCCAUACAGAUGUUUAAACUACAAUUGGAUACAAACUUGCAAAAAAAUACAGGGAUAUAAUUUCUAAUUAGUGGGGUGAUAGCUGCUUGAUCCAAGGAGACAUUUGACUGCUAUUUUGGGGUCAAAAAUGAUUUUUUUUUUUUUCCUAGUUUGUUGCAAAAUUGGAAGCGCUUCAAACUCGUUUUAUUUUUUUUGCCUUCUUUUGGAUCAACAGCAAAAACAUAUGUGAGGAAGGCUGAACUUGAUGGACGCAAGUCUCUUUUCAGCUAUGUAACUGGAACUGAUGUAACCAUUGCUCCAUUGGUGUAUGGGGUGCAUAUAGCACAGGUUGAGUAACUGGUCAAGAACCACGUGGCAAGAUUUAUUUGCCUCUUAGUUCAGAAUUUACAUUAAAUAGUUUGUGGAAAACUGGUUACAUUUUUUAAUUUGUUUGUUUAUUUUGGCUUAAAAUUUAAAUUUCUCCUUUGUGUUUAAAAUUCUCAAUUCCCUAUAAGUGUGUACCAAUGAGAGAUUUAUUACUGAAUAUCUAUUUCCAUAAUGGUGAUGUCUUGCAAAUCAAAGGUAAAUUUGUAUUUCUGUCACAGAGAAUAGAUUGCAGUUUGUUUUAAUAAUCUGAUAUUUUCACUCAGAUCUUCAAGAGACAAAGAGCGGUCAUCAAAAGAUAGAGUAUCCAGGGAUCACUCAAGAGACCGGGAACGUAAACAUAAGAGAAACAAUGAAAGCACCAAUGGAAAACCAGAGAGUCGUAGUUCGGAGGAGCUUGAGGCUGGAGAGAUUUAAAAAUAAAAUAAAGUUUUUCUAAAGCUGCAACCUGUGACAUAGUUUACAGAUGCUUGUAAGGGACAAAAUAACAGGGAUGGUUUGUCACUUUUUUGCUAGAAUAGCCAUAAAGUCAAACCCUACUUGGAUAAAAAAAAUUUCUUUCAUACAUUUUUUACUUCUUUGAAAACAUACUGAAUCUUGCGUUCAUCUCGGAUGCUGCAUUAUAGAAUGUUUUUGUCCUAUUAAAGUCUAUUUUAUAUCUGCAUACACCUCAUGAGUUUUAAACUAGGUGUUCCUGACUUAAGGUUUCACUGGUAUACCCUAGUUUCAGGCAGUUAUAAAAAAAAUCAAAAUAAAAUCACAACCUUCAAUGCCUUCAUAUUUUUGUUAAUAUUUGUGGAGUAGAUUUUUAUUAUAUUUUUUUUUUGCUGCUUGAACCUGAUUUAAGCACACUUUUUGCCAGCUUUUGUAAAACCUCUACACUCCCUCUGCCCUUAAAUCAAUUUUUUUUGUUGUUGCCAUUUUUAAUGUGAACACAUAUUGCAUAUAGUGUGUAUUCCUAGUAUCACAUCUUCUGCAAUAUAGAUACAUAGUUACAUAAGCUUGUCAUUUUUUUAGCAAAAAUUCUUGUUCUGUUUUCCAUACAGUAACAAAUUUAAUAAACCAUAAUUCUUUGUGAUGCAAUACUGUUAUUCAUACAUGCCUUGCUCAAGAAUUCCUUGUAUGCUUCAUAAUAUAAUACAGCACUUGCAAAUAAUUGUAAUUAAAACCCAAUAGUGGACAAAAGCAUCUUUAGGGCUUGUAUUUGUCUAUUCCUUGCAAAGACAAUUCUGGCAAAAAAAAAGUUUCUUCCUCUGUAUUAAAUGUGAAAAUGUAUUUAUAAAAUAGAUGGAAUCCUAGACUGGUAUGUUUUUUGGGUUUUUUUUGUGUUUUUUUUAAAUCACUACUCGGCUAAUGAUGCAGCGAAUUUUGUCUUUUCAAAUGAGAACUUUAUGUUCAUAAUAUUUUCAGCAAUUUAAAUCUUUACUUUUGUCCCAUGUAAGCAAGAAUCUGAGUAACUUGUUUGUGUUGAUUACUUUGUAAACCUGUCAGAAAAUUUGCUGUUGAAAUCCAUAAAUGAUAUCCAAUAUGCUGUAAAUAUUUUUGAAAUCAGUAUUUAAGUUUUGAUUGUUUUAUUCUGUAUCUAAAUAGUUUAGUUCAUUAAAACUAUAUAGUUAUGUCUAAAUUUCUUUUCAUCUGCAAAGCUUUUUCAGUCAUUUGCAAUAAAAUAUACCAG
Messenger RNA from Pelobates cultripes (western spadefoot toad), 42769 nucleotides. Lineage: Eukaryota; Metazoa; Chordata; Amphibia; Anura; Pelobatidae. The record is from the annotation of a GenBank genome assembly.